ACAAGUGUAGGCGGGGUUUGUUUCCAGGAAGUAAGCGGCGUGCCAACGGCCCUCACAUUGUCGCUAACUCAACUUUUAGCUUGCCAUUCUCACAGUUAGCGUUUCAUUUAACCUUUUCCUAAUCCACAAACAUGGGUGACGAUGAAGAAAAGUACGACGGAAUGUUGCUUGUUAUGGCACAGCAACACGAAGGAGGAGUACAAGAGUUAGUAAACACAUUUUUCAGCUUCCUCCGCCGCAAAACCGACUUCUUCACUGGAGGUGAUGCUGAUGCUGCAGAGAAGUUAGUGAAGGAUGCUUUUGCACACCACAGUAAGCUGGCGCUGAAAGCCCACAAAGACAAGCAGAUGAAACAGGAGAAGGAAAAGAAAGAGAAAGCUGAAAGAGCUGCCAAGCUGGCAGAGGAAGAGAGAAAAAAGAAAAACGACGACGGUCCCAGAAUUCAGGAACUGACUGAUGAAGAAGCAGAGAAACUUCAGUCUGAACUUGACAAGAAAAAGAAGCAAGAGGAGAAAACGGAGACAACCCCAACAAAUGCAGAAAAAGAGAAGGGGUCUGACUCAGAAGGAGAGGAAGACGAGAAGGACAAAGAUAAGCUGAAGCCUAAUGCCGGAAACGGAGCUGACCUGCCCAACUACAAGUGGACGCAGACCCUGUCUGAAGUUGAUCUGGCGGUGCCUUUUGAUGUGAAGUUCCGCAUUAAGGGGAGAGACGUGGUGGUGGACAUCCAGCGACGCUCCAUCAAGGUCGGCCUGAAAGGACACCCUCCUGUCAUCGAGGGGCAGCUCUACAACGAGGUGAAGGUAGAAGAAAGCUCCUGGCUCAUCGACGACGGCAAGGUUGUUACAGUGCACCUGGAAAAGAUUAAUAAAAUGGAGUGGUGGAGCAAGAUCGUUACCACAGAUCCAGAAAUCAACACCAAGAAAAUCUGUCCAGAGAACUCAAAGUUGUCAGACCUGGAUGGGGAGACGCGUGGUAUGGUGGAGAAGAUGAUGUACGACCAAAGGCAGAAAUCAAUGGGCCUGCCUACGUCUGAAGAGCAGAAGAAACAAGACAUUCUUAAAAAGUUCAUGGCUCAGCACCCAGAGAUGGAUUUCUCUAAAGCCAAGUUCAGCUGAGACCAGCUGUUGCAGGCUUCACCGGUAGAAUCCACAUCAUGGUUCACACAAACCACGUUAGAGCCAACGUCAGGCACCAACCCAGCUUCCCUUCAUGUGUUCUCUUCAUACUAGACAUGCGUUUUUGUUGAUUAACAUCUCUUAAGGGCAGAGGUGUGUGUUUCAGUUUUUCCUUUUGUUAUGAGAACAUGGUCUGAUGACCGGAACAUCUGCAUUCUCUCUGUGCAUGUCGUCCAAAUAUUUAAAGAUGUGUCUGGAUUUUUUUUUUUAUAAAUGAAUUUAAAAUCAAA
Toxotes jaculatrix (banded archerfish) is the source of this 1408-nucleotide messenger RNA. RefSeq names its product nudC nuclear distribution protein (gene nudc). The record is from RefSeq and is a predicted model, not a curated record. NCBI's taxonomy places the organism in Eukaryota, Metazoa, Chordata, Actinopteri, Toxotidae. Bases 132 to 1118 code for a protein of 328 amino acids. The transcript has 9 exons. Gene Ontology annotation, biological process: protein folding. Gene Ontology annotation, cellular component: cytoplasm.